CGCCGGCUCCUCCCCCCGCGGGCGGUGGCGUGGCCAGGACGCGCGGCGGGCCGGGAGGCUUCGGGGCUCUUCGCGGCUGUAGCCCCCUGCUCUGCGGUCGGUCUCGGGCCUGCCACUGCGACGGAAGCGGCGGAGGGGAAAUCAGACAGAUGCUUGUGAGUGCCCCAUGGCUGCAGCUGCCUCCAUUCAUUCAUUUAUUGCCCAUUGUAACUUGGAAGCAUUCAUUAGGUCAGUUCAUCUUCUGGGAUCCAUCCCUGCCUUCUGGUUAAGGACCCCAGGCACACAUACAGGAUGACUCAGCAGUGGGAUGCAUGCUCAGAUACCAGAAAGGUGCUGGUAACUUGACAGGAACUUCCACAUUCUUUGGAGAGACCUGCUGUAGGCGAGUGAGACCUGGCAGGAGACCGCACGGCGGGAAUACAUACUAUCUAUCCAGGAACUGAAGAUUCCACCAUGAAGAGGGCUAGGCAGAAACCCGUGGUGGAAAAUGAGAGUCCCCAAACAUCCCAGGAAAGCAAAAAACAGAAAACUUGUUUCUAUGGCUCAGGGUUUGGAGGCUGUCUGGACUGGGGCAGCCUCCCACACCACGUCAUCCUGCGCGUUUUCCAGUUCCUGCCCUUGGUCGACCGAGCCAGGGCAUCCUCUGUGUGCCGAAGGUGGAACGAGGUUUUCCACAUCCCGGAUCUCUGGAGGAGAUUUGAGUUUGAACUGAACCAGCCAGCUACUUCUUACUUAAAGUCUACACAUCCUGAUCUCAUUCAGCAGAUUAUCAAGAGGCACGCGGAUCAUCUGCAGUACGUCAGCUUCAAGGUUGAUAGCAGUACUGAGUCAGCAGAAGCAGCCUGUGACAUCCUUUCUCAGUUGGUAAACUGUUCCAUCAAGACACUGGGUUUGAUUUCUACAGCAAAACCAAGCUUCAUGAAUGUCUCCAAGGCUCAUUUUGCCUCGGCCCUGACAGUAGUUUUUGUCAACUCCAAGUCACUGUCAUCGAUCAAGGUCGAUGACACACCACUGGAUGAUCCUUCCUUGAAGGUUCUUGUUGCUAACAAUAGUGAUACUCUGAAACUGCUGAAAAUGAGCAGCUGUCCUCAUGUGUCACCUGCUGGAAUUCUUUGUGUUGCUGACCAGUGUCACGGGCUCAAGGAGCUGGCUUUGAACUACUACAUCUUAAGUGACGAGCUGCUGCUGGCGCUCUCCAGCGAGAAGCACGUGGACCUCGAGCACCUGCGCAUAGACGUGGUGAGCGAGAACCCCGGGCAGGUGCAGUUCCACACCAUCAAAAAGCAGAGCUGGGACGCUCUGGUGAGGCACUCCCCCAAGGUCAACAUCGUGAUGUACUUCUUCCUGUACGAGGAGGAGUUCGACGCCUUCUUCCGAGAGGAGACGCCGGUGACGCACCUGUACUUCGGGCGCGCGGUGAGCAAGGCGAUGCUGGGCCGCAUCGGGCUGCACUGCCCGCGCCUCAUCGAGCUGGUGGUGUGCGCCAACGGCCUGCAGCCGCUGGACGAGGAGCUGAUCCGCAUCGCCCAGCGCUGCAAGCACCUGACGGCCAUGGGGCUGGGCGAGUGCGAGGUCACCUGCAGGGGCUUCGUGGAGUUCGUGAAGAUGUGUGGAGGCAGGCUCACCCAGCUCUCCAUCAUGGAGGAGGUGCUGAUCCCCGACAGCGACUACAGCUUGGACCGCCUCCAUCUGGAGGUCUCCAAGCACCUCGGCAGGAUGUGGUUCCCUGAUAUGAUGCCAACCUGGUGAAUCCUCUGUGUCUGUGGAUGAGAUGACUGGGACAGGGUGUUGCUUUCUAUGCAAACAAAGAAUUUCAACGUGCAAUGUGAAAACCUCUUCCCAGAUUUGUGGUUUUCUACCUUGGCAGUGCAACAGCAAAAUCGUUCCAGAAUGCUAAGGGUGCGUGGAACUAGCAAAUAGCUGAAGUGUGCUUAACACUGCUGAAAGGGUGUCUGUGGUUCACAGGUGCUUCACACUUCGGUGAACUUGGGCUUCUCUGAGCUUCGAUGUAAACGUUCCACGCACAUUAAAGUUUGGGAGGGUUCAUGUCUCUCUUUACUCUUUUGACAUAGUCAGCAGAGGGCUAGAGAACCUGUUCCUUUAGCAAACCCAUCUCUAUAGCAAGCUGGGUACCCCUUGGAAUUCAGUAGUAUUUGUCAGGAUCUUUGAGUGCGGCGCUCUCCCAAAGCCUGUAUGCAGAAGCCUGUACAACCAAAUACUUGGAGUAGCCCAGGUUGCUCAGCUCUAACCGAGCUGAAACUCCUGCCACUGUGUUAAAAUGCUGUGGUAAGUAAGCUGCUGCCUGCAGCAGGCUUCCCAGUUUUCAGCAGCACUUCCAUUUUGUCCCACAAGCUGGACUGUAAGGACUGUGUUGCACAGUAUGUUGGGCGUUGUGUCACAGGCUAGGAAAGGAUGCUGAAAUGAAUGAAUUGAAAAGUUUUAGUUCCAGACUGAUUGCUUGGCUGGAUGACAGAGCACUUUGGAAACUGCCAAAGAGUGUUUGGAAUAGCUUCUGGAGUUGAGAGAGUUCGGGCCUUGGAAUGACACAAGUUGAUGUCUGAAUGCUAUUCCAUGUUUCAUUGCUGAGAGAUGGGGAAGUGGCUAGAGAGAGGGAAGGGUCAGAUUGAGUGCAGUUGUAUUUGAUUGCUUCCUAUCUGUAAUCAAAGAUGUAAAGCACUUAAUAAGUAAUCUACCAGUUAGAGGCCAAAAUGGCCUUGCAGUAACCUUGCCUGCAUCCAGCAGAGCCCCAGUUUCUAGACUGAGGGCUGCUGGGGAGGAUCCUAUAACUUUUCUUCCGUUUAAUACUUGUUGUUACUACUUGUUUGGGGAAGAUUUUUGUUUUCUUUCUUUCAGGGGAAGGGAAGGGUGAGUUGGUAUCAAUUGGAGAAUGUAUUUUUGCAUUGACCUUCUGCACACUGUAAACUGAACUGCAUCAUGAACAAGUUUUGCUGUCGUUCUUUUCAUGCCGUACUUGAUUUCUCUUCCUGCUUAACCACGAGAAGUCUUCACUGAUGUGCUGGUGGCAUUUGUCACAUCAGAUAGAACAUCAGUUUCUUCCACGCUUCUCCACUGCUGAAAUAGCAGCUGCAGAGUUAAACCACUGUUGUCCUGAGCAGGUUUAUCCCAGUGGCAAGCCUGACGGCUUUAAAGUGACAGAAAAUGCUGCUCUGAACCAGUGACGUUGUUGCCGGCUUCACACUUUAAGUCUCAUCUGACUAAUACUUGAGACCCAAGCACUUCCUUAACCAAGAGGAUUCUAAUUCUCUUCUACGCAAUAGACUGAAGUAUUUCUAAGCAGUAUUUGGUUUAAGAUGUGUGGUUUGCUUUAAAUGUCAACAAAAUAAAGUGAUUAAUACAUGCACUCA
This is a messenger RNA of Pogoniulus pusillus (Red-fronted tinkerbird), 3365 nucleotides long. RefSeq names its product F-box/LRR-repeat protein 21-like. Lineage: Eukaryota; Metazoa; Chordata; Aves; Piciformes; Lybiidae. Gene Ontology annotation, molecular function: protein binding. The record is from RefSeq and is a predicted model, not a curated record. The coding region runs from base 454 to 1749 and encodes 431 amino acids. The transcript has 7 exons.